UGUAGGUCUUUUUUUCUAUCGCGAGAUGGCUGAGGGUGAUAAAAAGAAUGUUGCCCGUAAGCGGCACUGCAGCCGCAACCCUGUACUGGCUCGGGGUAUCGGGCGUUUCUCCCGCUCGGUCAUGUUUACCCGGCGUGCCAUGUACAAGAGGAAGGUUAAGGCAACUGAGACCAAGAUUGAGAAGAAGCUCAAGGAGAAGCCCCCUACCACUGUGGUGAAAACUGUUGGUGGAGACAAGAAUGGAGGUACUCGUGUCAUUAGACUUCGUAAGAUGCCUCGUUACUAUCCAACAGAGGAUGUACCCCGGAAGUUGCGUAGUCAUGGGAUCAAGCCCUUCAGCCAGCACAGGAGAAAACUGCGCUCUUCCAUCACACCUGGAACUGUACUCAUCAUGCUUACUGGGCGUCAUCGUGGCAAGCGUGUGGUCUUUCUCAAGCAGCUGUCUAGUGGCCUCCUCCUUGUCACAGGUCCUUUAUCCUUGAACAGAGUUCCCCUCCGUCGAGCCCAUCAAAAGUUCUGCAUUGCCACUUCCACCAAGCUGGACAUCUCAAGUGUGAAGCUUCCCAAGAACCUGAAUGAUGCUUACUUCAAGAAGAAGCGGCUGAGGAAGCCCAAGCACCAAGAAGGGGAGAUUUUUGAUACUGAGAAAGAGAAAUACCAGCUGACAGAACAGCGGAAGGAAGACCAGAAAGCCGUUGACUCUCAGCUGUUGCCACUCAUUAAGAAAGUUCCUCAGCUGAAAGGAUACCUGCACUCCCAGUUUUUCCUCUCCAAUGGGAUGUAUCCCCAUAAACUGGUUUUCUAAAGAAAUAAAACCUGUCUCUUCUA
Tachysurus fulvidraco (yellow catfish) is the source of this 828-nucleotide messenger RNA. RefSeq names its product ribosomal protein L6 (gene rpl6). Lineage: Eukaryota; Metazoa; Chordata; Actinopteri; Siluriformes; Bagridae. The coding region runs from base 26 to 805 and encodes 259 amino acids. The transcript is spliced from 7 exons. Gene Ontology annotation, molecular function: structural constituent of ribosome. Gene Ontology annotation, cellular component: ribosome. The record is from RefSeq and is a predicted model, not a curated record. Gene Ontology annotation, biological process: translation.